Molecule: messenger RNA, 2314 nt
Organism: Chroicocephalus ridibundus (black-headed gull)
Lineage: Eukaryota; Metazoa; Chordata; Aves; Charadriiformes; Laridae
Gene: CCDC71L
Product: coiled-coil domain containing 71 like
Exons: 1
Coding region: 153-1004 (283 amino acids)
Source: RefSeq, a predicted model, not a curated record
UUUUGUGCCGGGCGGCAGGAUAUCGAUCGUCGCUCCUCGCCCGGCGGCGCGAAGGCGGCGGGGCGCGGUGAGGCGGCGGGCGCCCGGUGGCGGCCGGCGCCGCUCCCUUCUCGGCGUCUCUGCCGCCCUCCCCGCCCUGUCCCUCUGCCUUCAUGACCCGCAGUAGGAAGCAGGCGGCGCUGGAGAGAGGAGCCGGGAAGAUGAACCAAGAGGCGGGGAGCGCAGCGGCGGCGGGAGCCCAGGCGGCGGCGGGGGAAGCAGCAGCAGCAGCCGGCGGCGGAGCGGCGCCCGCCGCCUGGGGGCUGGAAGGGGAGGCGGAGAAAGUUGUGUACUCGAGGUCGCAGGUCUCCUUUGCCGGCACCAAGGCGCUGGGCGACGCCCUCAAGCUCUUCAUGCCCAAGUCCACGGAGUUCAUGAGCUCCGAUUCGGAGCUGUGGAACUUCCUCUGCAGCCUCAAGCACGAGUUCUCCCCGGUCAUCCUCCGCAGCAAGGACGUCUACGGAUACUCCUCCUGCCGCGCCGUCGUCCCCGACCCGCCGUCCCCCUCGGCGGAGCGGCCCCGCCGCCGCGCCGGCAAGCGGCGCCUGCCGGCCGCCGACGCCAAGCGCCGGGCCGCGGCGGCGGGUGGCAGCGCCAAGCGGCGGAGGCGGCGGCGGCGCCGCAGGAGGGGACGGGCGAGGCAGCGGCCGGCGGCACCGGCGGCCGACGGCCCCCGGGGCGGGGAGGAGGCGGCGGCGGCGUUGUGGCCGGUGGGCGAGGAGGCGGACAGCGAGCGGGGCGGCCCGGCGGAGGGACCCGCGUGGGAGCCCUUCAGCGGCAAGUCGCUGGAGGAGAUUUGGGAGGCGGCCACCCCCCGCCUCACCACCUUCCCCACCAUCCGGGUGCGGGGCAGCGUCUGGAGCCGGCGGAGCCUGGAGGCGGCGCGGCGGCGGGCGCAGCGGAUCCUCGGCGUGGACCUGUCUCCCGUGGUGCGGGUGCGCCGCUUCCCGCUGCCGCCGUCCUGAGGCCGAGGACGCGGGUGGGUGGGUGGGUGGGUGGGGGGGUUGUCCCUGGCCGGCGCCUCACCUUGGCCGCGGUGCGGACAAAGAGACCGAGAUCAGUCACCUGUUUACAUUGCUUUUUGUCUGGAUCGUGUUCCGCUGCUGCACUUUAUGGCUCGCUCGGGCGGGGGCCGGGACCCCCAGCCGCACCCGGAGGGGACGUGCCGGGGACCCCGUCUCGCCCCCGGCUGGGCCGCGGCCCCUUGUCCCGGCCCGGGGGCCGUCCGGCAGGUAUCACGCGUGGGGACCAAGUUCCACUUCCACUCUUUUUUCUCUCCCGUUGGGCUACCUCACUGGUCCAGAAGUCCACCCAAGAAGUUAUUUUCCAAAGGAACUUACUUUCAUGCUUGUAUAAUAAAGCACCAUCUGAUUCUUGCUAUUUUUUUUUUCUUCUCCCCUUUUCCGCUGGAUUACAUAUGCUUUGUGGUGUUGCACUAGUAUGUGCUCAGGGUAUUUUGAAUCCCAAGCAUUCCCAAGUUUCAGUUUACUCUGAUCAAGGAUGCGUAAAGAAUGGAGGUUCAAGACUUGCGGCUGUUAUUGAUGGUGCAAAAACUUUUUUCUUUAAAUUUCAUGGGCUUAGUGAUAUAUAAAGAUGUAUCGCACAGUAUAAUUGUUACACUUUUGUAUCUAAAGUCAUUUUUAAAGUUUUCUAGUUGAACUAAGUAUUUGUUUCUAUUGAGCACCUAAAGAUAGAAUCAUCCUGAUAUUUUAUAACCCUGUUUACUUUAGGGAAGCUCAUUUGGUCAACCUAAGUGAACUUAAUAAAAGUCAAAGAACAAGUGAUGUUUCAGUUCAAUGAAACUGCAGAGGGACGGGUUCCUCGGUGAAGUACACCGUCUAAGCACUUAAUGUCAAUAAGCUUGGACUUCGUGAAGAAUAUAACUGCUCAUCAAAGUAAUAUAUAGGUAUCUGAAGGUGAACUAUGAUAGAGUGCUGGUGCUGACAGCCAAAAGUCGAUAGCUCGCACAACCCAAAUAUCACACUUGAUGUGUCUCUCUGCAAAAAGAACAAGACUUGAUACCCGAUCACUUCAUAAAAAAAAUAGUGCUGGUUGUUAUCCUGGGGUUGUGAGGUGAUUGAUGAUGGUUAAUCGUAUUUAACAUAAUUACUUGCACGCAAUUAGUUUUAUAAAUUUCUCCUGUGUUUCACAGUAGAUUCUGAUGCAAAAUUCAUGAUGUAACUUGAUUAUUUUGACUGAAAUGUUGUUAUUCUAUGCGAUAGGCAGUCUCUCUUUAAACUGAUUUAUUAAGGGCUUGCUUUAGGUCUUAUGUCUU